Ornithodoros turicata is the source of this 1247-nucleotide messenger RNA. RefSeq names its product dimethyladenosine transferase 1, mitochondrial-like (gene mtTFB1). The transcript has 5 exons. The record is from RefSeq and is a predicted model, not a curated record. Lineage: Eukaryota; Metazoa; Arthropoda; Arachnida; Ixodida; Argasidae. Gene Ontology annotation, molecular function: rRNA (adenine-N6,N6-)-dimethyltransferase activity; mitochondrial transcription factor activity. Gene Ontology annotation, cellular component: mitochondrial matrix. The coding region runs from base 210 to 1184 and encodes 324 amino acids. Gene Ontology annotation, biological process: rRNA methylation; transcription initiation at mitochondrial promoter.
GUGGCUGAGUGGCAUGGUGAGUGGGGCCGCUGCGAGCGUUGCCAGAGUGGCCAGAGUUGCUUUCAAGAUGGCAGCUUCCAUGUUCAGCGCACGGGAGCAGCUCCCGUGAACAUGCUUGCCCAUUGCCAGCCGUCCGCUCAAUAGAUACAGAACAACAACGCUUCAUAGCCGUUCUGUGCAGUUAGUGGUGUUUUGCGAAUAUUUUUACAAUGGCGUCACAAGCAGCGGCACGUCGCCUGCCACCUUUGCCUACACUGCGCGACAUCCUACACAUGUUUAAAUUAAAAGCAAUGCGGAAAUUGUCGCAGAAUUUUUUGCUAGACCCACGGUUUACGACUAAAAUUGUAAAAACAGCUGGGAAAAUUAAGGGCAGUCAUGUUGUUGAAGUAGGACCGGGGCCCGGUUGUCUCACAAGGCCCAUCCUAGAGCUCGGGGCAACUCAGGUCACUGUUGUAGAGAAGGACUCGAGGUUUCUUCCUUCGUUAGAGCUUUUGGCGGAAGCUUCUGAUGACAGGCUGAAGAUAGUCAUUGGAGACGUCUUCAAUGAAACCAUGGAAGACUACUUUCCAAGUGAACUACAAAAAGACUGGAACGCCGUCGUCCCAAAUAUCCACAUCAUCGGCAAUCUCCCUUUCAACGUGUCCACUCCUCUGAUCAUCCGUUGGCUGCGGAUGAUCUCGUUGAAGACGGGGCCGUUCACCUACGGACGGGUGCCGAUGACUUUGACUUUCCAGAAGGAAGUGGCCGAGCGAAUUGUAGCUCCACUCAUGGAUGCACAGAGAUGUCGUCUGUCCGUCAUGUGCCAAAAUUAUUGUCAUGUGAAGCACAAGUUCAAUAUUCCAGGAGGAGCAUUUGUGCCUAAACCUGAUGUUGAUGUCGGGGUAGUGAAGCUCAUACCACGUGAAGAGCCUGACAUCAAGCUGCCGUUUGAUCUUGUGGAGAAAGUUUGCAACUGCUUGUUCAACGCACGCCAAAAAGACUACAAGAACACUGUCAGGAACCUUUUUCCAACAACACAUGAAAAGGAGUUGAACAAGCUGCUUCAGUUGACGGAAAUCGACCCGGAAACGAAAGUGAUUCAACUUUCAGUCGAAGAAAUUGGAAGAAUCUGUGAAGUUUAUAAUCAUUUCUGCAUAGAAGACCCCGAACUAUACAAAUAUAACUUCAGACUUGGAAGGAGAUAGCGUCUGUAGGAUAGUGGUCAUAAUAGUGGAAUAAAUAUGUAAAUAAAGUCUUUUGAUCAAAAA